UCGGCUGUUCGAUGCGGCGAUCGAUUUUUCGGGCAUCUUUAUUUAUUCGGCUCGCCUGCUUGUCGACCUGCCCCAGCGCUCGGUGGCUACUGGCUAGCUUGAGUCGAGCAGCAAGCUGGGGAAGGAAUGACUUCUGACUUGGCGCUAAGUCGGUGACUUUUCGCGGGUGCGGGUGAAGCGUGGCUGUCGGAGGCGAUGGGGCUGGUGCAGAGCUCGUUUCUGUCGGACGGCGGAGCCAACAGCGGAUACCAUGUCCACGGGGUCCAAGCGGACUCACCGGCCAUGAGAGCUGGGUUGGAGCCUUUCUUUGACUUCAUUCUCUCAAUAGGAAAUACCAGACUUAACAAAGAAAGUGACUUGCUGAAAGACCUCUUGAAAGCUAAUAUGGAAAAAGCGGUCCGACUUGAAGUGUACAACUCCAAAACCCAGCGGGUGAGGGAGCUGGAGGUGACACCCAGCAACAUGUGGGGGGGUCAGGGUCUGCUGGGCGCCAGUGUCCGUUUCUGCAGCUUCGAAGGAGCCAACGAGAACGUGUGGCAUGUCUUGGAUGUGGAAAAUAAUUCUCCUGCAGCCUUGGCUGGUCUCAUUGCACAUCAUGACUACAUUGUGGGAGCUGACCAGGUGUUGCAAGAUUCAGAGGAUUUCUUCUCUUUGAUUGAAAUCAAUGAGGGCAAACCUCUGAAGCUGCUGGUGUAUAACACACAGACUGAUCAAUGCAGGGAGGUGGUGGUGACUCCUAAUGGAGCAUGGGGAGGUGAGGGGAGCUUAGGGUGUGGUAUCGGCUAUGGCUACUUACACAGGAUCCCAACUCUUCCAGCUCAACCUAGCAUCCAAAAGAAUGUUGGGUUGCAAUCCACAGUGACUGGAAACAAUGAGGAGUUUGUUGCAAGUGACUGUACUGAGGUGCCUUCAGGGGCUGAACGAAGCCCCUCCAAUGUCAGCAAAAUGGAUUUAAAUCAGAUAGAAGAAGCUCCACAGGAUCUUACAAUAACCUCUCCUAUGCAUUCAGCUGUACACUUGGAUGAUUCCAGUAUACCUGAAGCGAUGACUCCAGACCUUUCAGACAUGGUUUCCACACAUGAAGUGAGCCAGUGCUCAAUGUUUGCAAAUUAUGGAAAUCAGUCUGGUGAUCAGUGUAGCUUCGCUGACUCCUCUGUUGACCCAUCAGCUGAAUCCUUUGUUGACUUGGCAAAUCCGAAAAAAGAAGAAUUAGAUAUUCCUGAAACUGCACAUCAGCAGGCUCUAUAUCCAAACACAACAUCCUUUCCAAGUCGAGAGGCCACAGAUGACUCGCUUGUCCUUGAAGUCGCUGCAGAGAUCCCGUGUGACCCGAGUCUCUCACAGAUGCAAGAUGCUGCUGCAGAGCAGUCGCCUUCAGACAGUGUGAUUGAGGAAGAGAAGUCGGAGCCAGACAUUGAAGAUGAUGCCAGUGUCAGCGACUCGCUUACAUGAAGAUAAGGUGAACACUACAAUUCAGAAAAGCUUCUAUUGUGAUUGUAAGUUUCAACACUGGAAUUAUUUUUAAUGCAAGAACUUUAUUUAUAUUUAGGUGUCAUUGCUAAAUACUGAGUUGCACAUUUAAAAGUAUAUGUUGACUGGAAAAGCGAUCAUAGUUAGAACUGUGUGAAUGUAUAUUACUGUAUCAGUGUCUCAGUAUCAAACAGGAUGAAGCCUUAUCUGAGUCCUACCUGCUGUUAAAAGUCAUCCUAGUUUGCGCUCAAAAGCCAAAGUUAAUUAUCUGUAUUCAGUUUUUUUACAAUAGUACAGUGACUAUACAAAGUAUUUACUCCCUUGUAUACGUUACCCUUUUAUUGAAGAUAUGAAUUGAAAGUGGUCAGUUUUCUCUGUCAGGUUGUUCAGGGAAAUUAAAUUGCCCAUAGCUGAUUUCUGAUGUCAAUAAGGUAAACAUCCAAGGGCGUAAAUACUCAAUAUGUUCACUUUACAGUUUGUAUCACUGUUAUUAGUAUAAGAAGGAAACUUGGGGCUGAUCCAUCAUGUGGUUUUAUUUAUGUCAUUUAGGGUCUAGGUUUGAGAUGAGUGCACAUCUAAUAAGCUCUCAGGCAUCUACCGUAAAAGCCUUUUCACCUUCUGCUUCUUAAGUUUCUUUAAACUGCCUUUUUUUCCAAGGUGUCAGUUUGAGUUGUUUGGUGCAAAUGAGAGCGGAGCCACAUGUAGUUAGCGUAGCUCCGCAAGUGAUUCCUGUUUUUUCUCCUCAUAUAGGUUUUACUUAACUUAUGUUCCUGAUUUUAUGGAUGAAUGAAAAUGGUCAAAAAGGUAUUAAAAAUGUUUAAAGUAA
Betta splendens (Siamese fighting fish) is the source of this 2296-nucleotide messenger RNA. Its product is annotated as Golgi reassembly-stacking protein 2-like. Bases 196 to 1452 code for a protein of 418 amino acids. Lineage: Eukaryota; Metazoa; Chordata; Actinopteri; Anabantiformes; Osphronemidae. The transcript has 9 exons. The record is from RefSeq and is a predicted model, not a curated record. Gene Ontology annotation, cellular component: Golgi apparatus. Gene Ontology annotation, biological process: Golgi organization. Gene Ontology annotation, molecular function: protein binding.